Molecule: messenger RNA, 1034 nt
Organism: Nanorana parkeri
Lineage: Eukaryota; Metazoa; Chordata; Amphibia; Anura; Dicroglossidae
Product: gastrula zinc finger protein XlCGF8.2DB-like
Exons: 7
Coding region: 1-1017 (338 amino acids)
Biological process (GO): regulation of transcription by RNA polymerase II
Molecular function (GO): RNA polymerase II cis-regulatory region sequence-specific DNA binding; DNA-binding transcription factor activity
Source: RefSeq, a predicted model, not a curated record
AUGACCCUACGUAUCGUCAGGGGAGGAGUGGCCAGAAUAGAUCACAUGUCCACAUCAUCUGGUGAUCAUGUGACCAUCACCGUGCCUCCAUGUGACUCCCUAAAACCCGAGAGACCCAACAUGCAGAAGGUUCUGGAAGCCACCAAGAAGAUGAUUGAUCUGCUGAUAGGAGAGGGAGGAGUGGCCAGAAUAGAUCACAUGUCCACAUCAUCUGGUGAUCAUGUGACCAUCACCGUGCCUCCAUGUGACUCCCUAAAACCCGAGAGACCCAACAUGCAGAAGGUUCUGGAAGCCACCAAGAAGAUGAUUGAUCUGCUGAUAGGAGAGGGUAAAGAUUUAAAAGUUGAGGUUGAAGAAGAAGAGACGUUCGUAAAAGAGGAUCACCAGUCUAUGGAGGAGGGGGAGAUGAUUCUGACACGUGAGAAGGAAGAAGCUUCUCCACAUCUGGACACAAAGUGCGGAAAAGGUUUCACUCAGAAAGGAGACCUAAACCUAUAUAAUCAAACCGGUGAGCGCCCUUUUUCCUGUUCCGUAUGCGAGAAGAGUUUCGUUAUGAAACGAGCACUUGUUAGACACCAGAAGAUCCACACAGGUGAGCGCCCUCAUUUAUGUUCAGUGUGCGGAAAAAGUUAUAUUGAAAAAGCAAACCUUCUCAUGCAUCAGAAGCGCCACACCGGGGAGCGUCCUUAUUCAUGUUCAGAGUGCGGAAAAAGUUUUGUUUACAAAGCGGACCUUGUUAAACACCAGAAAAUUCACACUGGUGAGCGCCCUUUCUCGUGUUCAGAGUGCGGAAAAAGUUUCAUCGACAAAACAAAGCUUCUGGUACACCAAAGAAUUCACACCGGUGAGCGUCCGUUUUCAUGUUUAGAGUGCGGGAAACGUUUCACUCAGAAUGGAGACCUUCUUAAACACCAGAGUGUUCACAGUCGGGAGAAAGGUUUUUCAUGUUUAGAGUGUGGUCAUUGUUUCAAACAUAAACGAAGUCUAAUUAGACAUCGUAGUUCUCACACCUGCUGAUGCUGUUGAUAAAUUUA